Molecule: messenger RNA, 1689 nt
Organism: Andrographis paniculata
Lineage: Eukaryota; Viridiplantae; Streptophyta; Magnoliopsida; Lamiales; Acanthaceae
Product: peroxisome biogenesis protein 16
Exons: 8
Coding region: 450-1508 (352 amino acids)
Biological process (GO): peroxisome organization
Cellular component (GO): peroxisomal membrane
Source: RefSeq, a predicted model, not a curated record
GCGGUAUGUAUGUAUCUAUCUAUAUUAUAUUACAUUAUAUACACAUAUAUCACAAAAAAUAUAAAUAUGUCUAGAAAUCAGUCUCCCUCGUAAAUCAGCGCUUCCGACGAGAAACCCCUCCCAAAAUUUCAGUGUCGUCGGCGUUCGCGUCUUCUGCAGCCAAUCGCGAGCAGAUGUCAUAGAUUCCGUUGCGCAUCCCAAGAAAACCAAACCCCCAUCCUUUUCCCGGGUCUAGAAUCCGAUUGGGAUCGUACAAGGUUCGGAUUUCGCGGAAAGGUGGACCUCUGCUACUUUAGGGUUUUAAAUUCUGGGAAUACGUUGGUGUAGAUAAGCGCGAGUGCCGAAACAAUUUGGUUGCGGUGGAGAUUGUCUUUCGAAUUCCAUGGAAGCUUACAAGAGAUGGGUUCGGAGGAAUAGAGAUUUUGUGCAUUCUCUGGAGUCUUUGGCUAAUGUAUGCCUAUGGUUUAACAUGGCUACUUCCAGAGCGGUUUUCAGAAUCGGAAAUCGGGCCUGAAGCAGUAUCAUCAGUAUUGGGUGUGUUCACUUCUGUCAACGAACACAUACUCGACACAGCAACAACUGCACAAACAAGAACAGGGCAUGCAGAUUAUUUGCCCAUCCCGUUUUCUUUGUGCAUAACUUUGCUCAAGGACAUGGAAACCCUCAUUGAAGUUUUUGCCCAACAAUUCUACGGUGAAGAUAGCAAGUGGAACUUCAUUGCCUUCACCGAAGCUGUGAAGGUAUUUCUCAGGUUAGCCAUUUUACGGAACAGUGGCUAUAGAAUGCUUUUGCAAGGUGGGGAGAGUGUGAAUGAUGGUGUUAGUUCCAAUGAGUUCAAUUCUCAUAGAAACGGGCUAAUUUCAAAACCCAUCCAACAACAGUACUCCAGUGUUAUGAGAAACCAUCACCAGCCGACUUCCAGGAGUCUCGAAGGGAAGGCAUUGUCUGCUCUAACUAGAUUUGGUGAAAAUGCCCGAACGGUCUCCGACCAACCCACAUGGUUACGUAGGGUUCAGCACCAGCAGGCAAUCAUCGAGCCUCAAACAGCACCAGUAGCUGUAGCUGAGAUGCCUAGUCUCACUACUUUCUUGUCGGAGAAGGGUAUUCCGGGAGGUCUUAUGUUAACGGGAGAGGUGAUGUUUAUUCUAAGACCCCUUGUGUACGUAUUGCUGAUAAGAAAAUACGGGGCACGGUCAUGGUUUCCUUGGAUGACUUCAUUGGCCGUAGAACUCUUCGGGAAUGGAAUUACUUCAUUCGUCACCACCUCAUGGCGGAUCAAUAAAAACUUCCAGCUUUCUGAUGCUGAGAAGCAUGAGUUGAGAAGGCGGAAGCUUCUGUGGGCGCUUUACCUCAUGAGAGAUCCGUUCUUUGCAAAGUAUACCCGGCGAAGACUUGAAGGUGGUCAGAAACUAUUAGAACCAAUCCCCAUUGUUGGGCUUCUUGCCGAAAAACUCGUGGAACUUCUAGUUGGAGCCCAGACGAGAUACACAUACAUGUCUGGUUCCUAAGCAAGCAGCAGCAUCUCCAUCUCCAUUUUACAGGUCCUUUAGGAGAAGAGAGUAGGAAGGAAGGUUGGUUAUGAAUAUGAUUACUGGCUUUUGGUUGUAAUAACCAAGUCAAUUCAAGAACUUCAAUGACUUGUCACAAUAUAAACUAAUAAUAAUAAUAAGCUGUUGUUAGUACAGUGAA